Molecule: messenger RNA, 301 nt
Organism: Cladophialophora psammophila CBS 110553
Lineage: Eukaryota; Fungi; Ascomycota; Eurotiomycetes; Chaetothyriales; Herpotrichiellaceae
Exons: 1
Source: RefSeq, a predicted model, not a curated record
GUAGCUUUCGAAGCCUACAUGCAAGGAAUGGCCGACGGUGGUAGGAAAAGGUGGGAGGACCUGUCAACCUGGUUGGUUACUUCUUCCGGUACCCAGGGGGUAUUACUAUAUUUUGCAUUGGUCACUAUCCGCUUGAAGUUGUCAAUACUACAAUACGGAACAGCGGGCACGGACGCAACAAACACUAUAAGAACGACUGGGCAGCGACGCGGCAGUCUUGGAAGAGUGGGAAAUUGCCCGCAUUCAUCCAUGGGUCGGUCCGACUUUGGUAAGAACAGUAUUGUCUUCCAGGACAUUUGCC